This is a messenger RNA of Hemibagrus wyckioides, 3019 nucleotides long. It is a transcript of the gene arhgap15, whose product is annotated as Rho GTPase activating protein 15. Gene Ontology annotation, cellular component: cytoplasm. The coding region runs from base 152 to 1567 and encodes 471 amino acids. The record is from RefSeq and is a predicted model, not a curated record. The transcript is spliced from 14 exons. NCBI's taxonomy places the organism in Eukaryota, Metazoa, Chordata, Actinopteri, Siluriformes, Bagridae. Gene Ontology annotation, biological process: signal transduction; regulation of GTPase activity.
AACGUCUGCAUCAACCACGUGAGCCAAUCGCACUUCCUCUAAAUGACACUCACACUCUCACACACACAUUCUUUUCUUUUACUGUCCCACCAUCUCUAACCGUGGGAUUAUCUCAAGACAGCACCGUGACCAUAUAAUCAGCACUAUCGCCAUGCAGAAUGUGUCGAAGCUGCCGCCUGUUCCUCUGGUGCUGCCUCAAGGAGCCGUAGCUAUGAGGAUCAAAAGCUCCACCGGUAGCGGUGAGCGCCUGAGUCAAACCAAAUCUAUGGUCAUACCGGACCUGGACACAGCACAGAAACCACUUAACCGACAUCGCAGGAAUCAGUCCCAGCACAACACCAGUCAAGGUGUACAGCAGCUUCAGCCUUCUUUGCAUGGGGUUUAUCUGAACAAAACCAAGAUCGCUGACGGAGGAAAAAAACUCAAGAAAAACUGGACUUUAACUUGGGUCGUCCUGUCAUCAAAUGAGCUGCAUUUUUACAAGGAGUACAAGCAAGAAGCAAUGGCCAGUUUGAAACCAGGACUUAAACCAGAAGGUGUGGACCUCUGCGGCGCCAUUGUAGACUGGACAACAGAGAAGUCGAGUCGGAAGAACGUGUUUCAGAUAACAACAAGGUCUGGUGAGGAGCUGCUUCUGCAAUCGGAUGACUACCCUACCAUCAGUAAAUGGCAUGAUGUCAUCAAAAAAAUAGCAGAAAAAUCACCCAGUGCAGGCACAGGGUCCGGUGGAGGAAAGGCCCCAUUACACAGGUCCAACAGCACAGAGUGUCUGGCCAGACGAUCCCAGGACUCAAUAAAAUCCAAAGGCAAAGAGCCGAAAUCAGAGAACAGACGAUCUCUCAUGUUCAAGCUGAACUACAGUGCCUCUGACAGCGCAGAUAAGAACGGCGUGAAGAAUCGCCUCAAGAAGUUCAUCUCCAGACGGCCCUCCAUGAAAACACUACAGGAGAAAGGCCUCAUUAAAGAUUGCGUCUUUGGAUGUCACAUGUUGACUUUGUGUCAGCGUGAAGGGACCACGAUUCCCAAAUUUGUCCAGCUGUGUGUCAAGGAAGUGGAAAAACGAGGGCUUGAGGCUGAUGGGAUAUACAGGGUGAGUGGUAACCUGGCCACUAUACAGAAACUACGCUUCCUAGUUGAUCAAGAGGAGGAGCUGAAUUUGGGUGACAGCCAAUGGGAGGACAUUAAUGUCAUCACUGGUGCGCUAAAGAUGUUUUUCCGUGAACUGCCAGAGCCUCUGUUUCCCUUUCGCUUUUUCGAAAUGUUCGUGGAGGCCAUAAAACAUAAGGAGCAAAAGCAGAAGGUUCACGCUUUGAAGAAGCUGGUCUGUCAACUCCCUAAACCCAACCAUAACACCAUGAAACUGCUCUUCCAUCACCUGCAGAGAGUUUUGACAAAGUCACAGCAAAACCUCAUGUCGAGCCAAGGCAUCAGCAUUGUUUUUGGACCGACUCUCAUGUGGCCUGAGCUGGAUGCAGGAAACAUGGCUGUCAACAUGCUGUACCAGAACCAGAUAGUGGAAUUCAUGCUCAUUGAGUGUGUUGAAAUCUUUGGACCAGAAUCCAAGUAACAAGUGUUUAAAUAUAUAUAUAUAUAUAUAUAUAUAUAUAUAUAUAUAUAUAUAUAUAUAAAAGCCUUCCAUUUUAUGACAGGACUACAUGUACAUUUGUUUUACAUGAAAAUAAGAAAAUAUAACAGGAACCUGUAGGAUGUUGCUUCUUUUUCCUCUUGUUGCACUCCAUAUUCAGGUCUUAAGCCGGGUUUGAUUUGUGCGAUUUUUCAAAUCAAAUUCUACAAUGUAAACAAAAUCUGUGGUUGUGAGCUGAGAACAGUGGAAUGUGACGUGACAUGCUGACCUCCAGCAAAUUUAGUACCACUGUGAUCAAAACUUCUUCUCUAUUAUGCUUGAUUAUUGUAGGAUAUUGUAUUAACUGCAUUACAAAUGCCAAUAUAAAUGAAUGAAUUAAUGUAACUUUAUCAGCAUACAUGCUUGACCCUUCAUACAGGCUUGCAAAGCUAGCAUAUGUGCCGAAGAACAGGGAAAAAUAUUGUUUGUGUGUUGUUGUUUUUUUCUUUUUCCCAAUUAUUAUUAUUAUCAUUAUUAUUUCUACUACAGUGGAACCUUGGCAUAGGAAUGUAAUUUGUUCUGGAGGCGAGUUCUUAAGGGGAAAAUUUGUAUUUGUAUUCCCCAUAAGAAAUAAUUUAAAUGCAGAUAAUCUGUUCCAGCAACCCAAAAAUAUUAGCAAUAUCACCAAUACGAAGCGUAUGUAAAUUGUACAGCUGCUUACAAAGAACUGACCCAAGCCAAGCAUUCCAUGUCAAGGGUCCUCACAGGAAGUCGUGCCACCAAGCUUGGGCUAAAAAUAGAACAGACCACCCAAGCCACCAAUCUCAACAAAAACGGCCAAAAAAAAUCACCUAGCUUGUGAAUGCAUGCUGAAGGCAACGUUGGUAUCGUGGGUUGACUCUUUCAAAACAGUUUUCACUGACUGAAAAAUGUAAACUCGCUUUGGUUGGCUUUCCACUGACGCAAACAAGUUUUGAAGGGCUCCCAGACGUACGUGCAACUUAGCCAGUGCUUGGUUAGGUUUGGUUUGUUCGUAUGACGAAAAUGCUUUGUAUGCACAAUUUCAAUUCUUAAGGCGAAACUUCUUAAGGGAGGGCAUUCGUAUGCCGAGGUUCCACUGUAUUAUAUUACCUCAGAAUGGGUAUUCUGGUCCUAUUUUUUAGAGCCCCCAAACAAUUCCAAACUCCCUUUCUCCCCAUUUUAAAACAUCAUACAAAGAGCUUCUUUCUGUCCGUGCUUAUUGUUAUUUCUGAACAAGCCCGGAAUGACACUGAAGACUUAAACACAACAUUGGCAUUUUCUUUAAUCGUACUAGAUCUUCACGGCAUACAAAUUCACAUCCUGAUGAUGCCACUCUCUGGGUGGGAGGUGUACCAUCUCUAAAAGAGGCGGGACUUAAUGUCAUGAAGAGGUCUAACCCUAACCCUAACCCGAGUCUGUGAAUUCAAGUAUGCA